AUGGCGCAAACCCUCGAGCAGCGACGUCGCAACGCCAAAUUUGCCAAGGACCAGGAGGCCCGCAUGGGCAAGUCCGGCGACCAGAUCAAGAAGCGCGAAAAGGGCGUCCAGAAGCCUUCCAUCUCUCCCUUUUGGAUCGUCCUUCUCGGCUUUGUCGUCUUUGGCGGCUUAUUCUUCGAGGUCCUCUCCCGUUGGUGGGGUCAAUAA
Molecule: messenger RNA, 207 nt
Organism: Akanthomyces muscarius
Lineage: Eukaryota; Fungi; Ascomycota; Sordariomycetes; Hypocreales; Cordycipitaceae
Exons: 3
Coding region: 1-207 (68 amino acids)
Cellular component (GO): endoplasmic reticulum
Source: RefSeq, a predicted model, not a curated record